Anopheles coustani is the source of this 1071-nucleotide messenger RNA. RefSeq names its product palmitoyltransferase ZDHHC3. Gene Ontology annotation, cellular component: Golgi apparatus; endoplasmic reticulum. Bases 214 to 1071 code for a protein of 285 amino acids. Gene Ontology annotation, biological process: protein targeting to membrane; peptidyl-L-cysteine S-palmitoylation. NCBI's taxonomy places the organism in Eukaryota, Metazoa, Arthropoda, Insecta, Diptera, Culicidae. The transcript is spliced from 6 exons. The record is from RefSeq and is a predicted model, not a curated record. Gene Ontology annotation, molecular function: protein-cysteine S-palmitoyltransferase activity.
GAUUGUGGGGUGUUGCGUUUGGUUUCGUUCUUUGCGUUCGACAGUAGAACAAUUGCGAAGCCAAUGUAAUGUGUAAAUAUAUUCCCAUUUUGGGCCCCUUUUCUACGCGUUAUCGAUUGGGCAGUGCAGCGAGCAACGAGCCCUAAUCGCCGUGAACAAAGUUCUAGUGUUUGCUGGUUUGUGAACUAAAAACAUUCUUCCUGUCCCGGUGUUAUGGAAUAUGAGUACAUGCUGAUGCGAAAUGAAAAGGAAACGCAAAACCGCUGUUGCGGCGGUCGCGUUUGGUGUGUACAGGACAUUUGCGGUAUCAUUUGUGCCCUGCUAACUUGGGGUUUAAUAUUGUACGCCGAGUUCGUCGUCACAAUGGUGAUUCUUUUACCGAAUCCUUACAAAGCAUAUCGGUAUAUUAAUUUUAUUAUAUUCAACACCGGAUCGUUCCUCGCGUUCGCUUCACACCUUCGUACAAUGCUGUCUGAUCCGGGUGCUGUUCCGAAAGGCAACGCCACCAAGGAGAUGAUCCAGCAGCUAGGCUAUCAAGAGGGACAAGUUUUCUUCAAGUGUCCCAAAUGCUGCAGUAUUAAACCGGAACGAGCCCAUCACUGUUCGGUAUGUCAGCGGUGUAUACGGAAAAUGGACCACCACUGUCCGUGGAUAAAUAACUGCGUCGGAGAAAAUAAUCAGAAGUUUUUUGUACUUUUUACUUUUUACAUCGCAUUCAUUUCCAUCCAUUCGAUAUUUCUGGCUGUCAAUCAGUUUUGUCUUUGCAUAAAAAAUGAAUGGAGAGAAUGUUCGAACUAUUCGCCGCCAGCAACGGUUAUACUUCUGUUGUUCCUCAUUUUGGAGGCAUUACUAUUUGCCGUCUUCACGAUGAUCAUGCUAGGUACUCAGUUGAAUGCUAUCUGGACCGACGAAACGGGCAUUGAACAACUUAAAAAAGAAGAGGCACGGUGGGUCAAGAAAUCGCGCUGGAAAAGUUUCCAGGCUGUUUUCGGAAGCUUUUCGCUCGCAUGGUUUUCACCAUUCACGCAGCCACUUAGAGCAAAACAUGAAAAUUAUUUAUAUUCAGUCUAA